This is a messenger RNA of Fomitopsis serialis, 769 nucleotides long. Its product is annotated as flavoprotein. The record is from RefSeq and is a predicted model, not a curated record. Bases 62 to 694 code for a protein of 210 amino acids. Gene Ontology annotation, biological process: coenzyme A biosynthetic process. The transcript has 5 exons. NCBI's taxonomy places the organism in Eukaryota, Fungi, Basidiomycota, Agaricomycetes, Polyporales, Fomitopsidaceae. Gene Ontology annotation, cellular component: phosphopantothenoylcysteine decarboxylase complex. Gene Ontology annotation, molecular function: phosphopantothenoylcysteine decarboxylase activity; FMN binding.
CAUCUUCACUUUGAACUCGACCUCAUCACUCCCUGCCUGGCAUCGGCGGAGGACGCAGAAGAUGAACAAGCGAACAUUUGUCGCAGAGCAGGAACGUACAGAAGGACAUACGCAUGUCUUGCUCAUUACGACCGGCAGCGUUGCCUCCAUUAAAGCACCAUUAAUUGUCACUGAGUUGAAGUCCUUUGAGAACGUCAAAGUCGAGGUCGUGUCGACCAAGGCCUCGUUGUCGUUCUUCGACGUAGGCGCGAUAGAACGAGCAGGCGCCAGGGUCUGGCGCGACGAGGAUGAAUGGGCUGCAGACGGAGGAUAUAAGAUCGGUGACCCUAUACUUCACAUAGAGCUGCGACGAUGGGCGGACAUCGUCCUCAUCGCACCCUGUUCAGCGAACACGAUAGCAAAGAUCGCUCACGGCAUUUGCGACAACCUAGCGACUUCUCUGCUCCGCGCACUCGCGCCUACAACGCCUACAUACGUCUUCCCCGCGAUGAACACGCUCAUGUAUGAGCAUCCGCUCACGGGAGAGCACCUCAGAAUCAUUCGAGAGGUCAUAGAAUACCAGGUCGUUGGACCCGUUGGCAAGACACUGGCCUGUGGCGAUGUUGGUGUGGGUGCUAUGGCGGAGUGGAAGGACAUUGUACAAAUUGUGGUGGACGCGUUCCAUCUCACCAAGAAAGUUGAUACGCCCACAUGAGUUGUUCAGCUGACGAGCAGAGAUGUAGUUAGGCAGGGCAUCCAUUUCGUCCGUCUGUAUCGAUACACGAUGCAA